Molecule: messenger RNA, 3327 nt
Organism: Acanthocheilonema viteae
Lineage: Eukaryota; Metazoa; Nematoda; Chromadorea; Rhabditida; Onchocercidae
Source: the annotation of a GenBank genome assembly
AUGAUUAAACUUUUAGCAGGUUGCGGGUUUCGAGUUAGCAAAAAGGUUGCUCGACGUUAUUCAUCAUCUCCAUCAUAUUGCCGUGGCAAGGAUAGGGCAACCAUGGCGGUACGAAUUGAUGGUUUACAGAAGGAUAUCUCAAAAGAUGAUUCGGCAUCUCAGUUACCUCCUGAAGGGGAACUUUUGUGUGCUUUUGAAGAAGUUUUGAAUAAAAUGGAUCUUCCUCCAGAUAAGAUGCGAAUUUUGAGAAGCUAUGAUUUAAAUAAGAAAUGGGAGUUGGUUUGUGAUCAGAGAAGAAUGUGUGCCGUGGCAGAUCCCUCUGUGUAUCUGGAAAAGUUGGCAGUUUAUUUGGAUCGGAGAGUUUCCAAAAAGAAGAAAAAAUUACUGGGUGAUGAAACAUCAACGAAAAUAUUAAAACAUAUCGAGAUUUCAUUGCGAACAAAUACUAUCGAUUGGGUGCGAAUGUUUCUGAACGAUCAGAAUAAUGGCUUGAAUAUGUUAAUCGAUUACUUAACACAACUUCAAGAAGAUGGAAGCUGGGGAAGCAAUUCAAAUCAGGAUGGUGCUUCAUCAAGUGGAGCAUUUCCCUAUUCACAUGCAUCUCAGAAUCAUAGCUUAGCAGUUUUGAAUCCCAACGACAAUGAUCAUUCUUCGGAUGAAAGAAUAACGGGUGGCUUAUUUCGGCGAACAAUAAGUGUUACAAAGAAAAAUUUAAAGAAUCAUGGUGAUCGUGAUGAUGAUAUACAUGUUUGUGUGAGCUGUUUACGAGCAAUCAUGAAUAAUAAGUACGGGUUUAAUAUGGUGUUCAAUAAUCCACAAGCAAUUUAUUGUAUAGCUCGAAGUAUUCUGCAUCAAAGUUUACGGACUAAAGCUUUGGCGUUAGAAUUACUUGCAGCAAUAUGUCUUGUCAAUGGUGGGCAUGAUUUGAUAAUUAGUGCAUUUAAUCGCUUCCGAUCGGAAUACAAAGAAACCUAUCGAUUUCAACUAUUGCUUUCAUAUUUUUUAAAACCACCGGAAUUCAAUGUUGAUUUUAUGACAUCAUGUAUGCAGUUUUUCAACAUUGUGGUACAUUCUACGGAAAGUAUGAACUAUCGCAGUUACUUGCAAUAUGAGCUUACUCUUCUGGGUCUUGAUGAUUAUUUAGAGGUCUUACGAAAUACGGAAUGUGAACAGUUACAAACACAUGUAAAUGCAUAUUUGGAUAACAAGAUUGAUGUACAUUUUUUAUUGGAUGAGACCGAUAAAAAGGUCGAAUUGGAAGCAGAGAAUAGUCGUCUUAGUGAUGAGUUAUCGAAGAUCAAGGAAAGAUUACAAGUAGUGGAAGCCGAUUACAUAGCUCGUUUGGCACAACUUGAUCGUCGUUUGAAGGAGUUAAAUGCAGAGAAAGAAAAACUUUUAAAGGAGCACGAUUCCACGUUAAACACAAUGAGGCGGACAUUAAGUGAGAAAGAUAAAGCAAGUCGAGAGCAGCAAGCGAAACUGGAAUCUAGAAUACAAGAACUUGAAAGAAUGCAAGCAAACAUGAAAGCUGGUUUAAUUGAGGCUAAGAAAGAACCUGUAUCAACGAUAAAUUCGCCAAGUCCUCCACCACCACCACCACCACCUUCAGGACUUCAUGAGGGAAGAGAACCUGCAAAUUUGGCACCAGCAAAUAAUAUUCCACCACCUCCACCACCACUUCUGAUAAACAAUGCAGUCGGAAAAUUGCCCCCACCACCACCACCGCCACUGUUAAAUUCAAUCAAAUCUUCACAGAUGUCUUCAAAAAUUUCUCCUCCUUCAAGCGAUGUUAUGACCAUCAAAAAAAUUUACAAUACUAGGAAUAAGCUGCCACUAUUAAAUUGGUGUCCAUUGAAGCCAAAUCAGGUGAAAGAUACAGUUUUCAACAAUCUUGAUGAUGAAAAGAUAAUGGAUAAAAUUGACUUCACUGCUCUGGAAGAUUUAUUCAAAAUUGGAAUUGCCAAACGCCCUGAUACCACCGAGUCAUGCCCUCCAGGACAGUUUUCUCCAAAUGGCAUCAGUAAUGGUAGUACAGUCAAGAAGAAUUCAAUUUUGGAUACGAAACGUUUGCAAAAUAUCGCAAUCACAUGCCGAAAGUUGGCAAUGAGUGCACCGGUGAUUAUGUCUGCUGUUCAUCGAAUGGAUUUGAAAGCCCUUGUUCCAGAAAGUGUCGACAUUUUAAUAAAGAUUGCACCAACUCAUGAGGAAAUAGUGAAAUUCAAGGAAUAUGAAUUAGAGCAUAAAAAUUUUUCGGACCUUUCGGACGAAGAUCAAUUUCUUGCUCAGCUCGUCAAAAUCGAACGGUUUGAGCAUAAAAUAAAAAUCAUGUCUUUCAUGGCAACAUUUGAUGAAAGUGCCGAUCUGCUAGAACCGCAAUUUGUCAAUUUAACGGCAGCUUCGAAAUGUGUCCGUGAAGCAACAAAAUUCCAUCGGCUUUUGGAAGUACUGCUUGCAUAUGGGAAUUAUAUGAACAGCGGGCGAAAAGGAGGUGUUUAUGGUUUCAAAUUAUCAAGUUUGGAUACGCUUUCUGGUUUGAAGAGUUCAGUAGAACGAUCGCUUUCAUUACUUCAUAUUAUCGCAGAAACAGUUUCACAAAGUUUUCCCGGAUUAUUAGAUUUUGCCGAUCAGUUGAAAUUUGCCGAUAAAGCCAGCAACAUAAUGUGGGAAGCAGUUUUGGCCGAUAUGCGAGAAUUAGAAGCAAAUUUUGCCUCAGCUAAGAAAGAACGAGAAUUGAAAGGAGGAGAUUGUCCGUCAUCAUUAAUCGAUUUUCUGGACAAAUGUGAAAAGCGAAUUUCAGUUUUACAGGGACAAUGCAAGACAGCUUCCGAAGCUUUCACUGCAUGCGUAGAAUUUUAUGGCGAAUCAUCACGAAAUCAACAACCGCAUGCAUUUUUUUCACGAUUAUUGACAUUUGCAAAACGAUUCCAGCAAGCAGUUGCUGAAAAUGAAGCUCGCCAUGCUGCAUCACAGCGUUCCCAAGAAGAACAAAUGAGACGCCAGCGAAUUGGUGUAAGACGACGGGUAGCAAAAGAUGAACAGACUGAAAACGUAAUCGACGAACUGGUACAGAGGAUUGCGAUGACUGAUCCUAAUUGCGAACUUGCUUUAAAGACAAGAAAACCAAAAGUGGAUUCCAGUCAAAUUGAUGAUGGCGAUUUUGAAAGAAUUAUGAAUGGUUUAAAGGAAGGAGCUUACGUAACAUUUGAUGGUGCACUAAGUACAAAGCGUUAUAGCUCAUCGUUUGUAUCGAAUAGCAAGAAAAGCUCGCAUCCGCCACCUGUUGGACCGAAAACAAAUCGAACACUGGAGAAUUACGAACGCUCCUAA